This is a messenger RNA of Prunus armeniaca (apricot), 423 nucleotides long. Lineage: Eukaryota; Viridiplantae; Streptophyta; Magnoliopsida; Rosales; Rosaceae. The record is from the annotation of a GenBank genome assembly.
AUGGUUUUUAGUUCGGCGUGUGCCCCAGAUGAUGCAACAAACAAUUUCGAUGCCAAGAAUUUGAUGGUAGAAGAAUCUCAGGGACUGAACAUCUCAAAUGGCUCUUUGGUGGACCAUCUCAUUAGUAAAGCUCAAACUAGAAGCAAUUAUCAGAUCAUCAAGAAAAGGUUUGGCAGAUUGGAGAAAGGAGUGGCUGAAAUAGCCACAGAGAAUGGCUGUUACCAUAAGUACUUUGUUUAUGGUUAUCUUUUCUCAAAGCUCACACAAGAUGCACUGUGCAUGGACAAAAACAACACGACUCCAGCAUUUGAAGGCUUUGGUGAGCUUGUUGAAGAAUCCACCACGGAGAAAGCUGCUAGCGCAGCACUUAGAGAGAUGAAUGGCAAGGCAAGUUUCAACAUGCUUUUCAUUUUUAUAAACUGA